Molecule: messenger RNA, 1540 nt
Organism: Bufo gargarizans (Asiatic toad)
Lineage: Eukaryota; Metazoa; Chordata; Amphibia; Anura; Bufonidae
Gene: GNB3
Product: G protein subunit beta 3
Exons: 9
Coding region: 8-1030 (340 amino acids)
Biological process (GO): G protein-coupled receptor signaling pathway
Cellular component (GO): cytoplasm; heterotrimeric G-protein complex
Molecular function (GO): signaling receptor complex adaptor activity; protein binding
Source: RefSeq, a predicted model, not a curated record
UCUCAAGAUGGGGGAGCUCGAGGAGUUACGUCAAGAGGCAGAGGCUCUGAAGAAGCAGAUUGCGGACGCCAGAAAACAAUGUGCAGACACAACCUUAGAACAGAUCACAUCUGGGAUGGAGGUGGUUGGACGCAUACAGCUGCGCACCAGAAGAACGCUGCGUGGUCACUUGGCCAAAAUCUACGCAAUGCACUGGUCGACUGACUCAAGGCUCCUGGUCAGCGCCUCUCAAGAUGGAAAACUUAUCGUUUGGGACACAUACACAACAAACAAGGUUCAUGCUAUCCCCCUGCGAUCCUCCUGGGUGAUGACCUGCUCCUAUGCACCCUCUGGUAACUUUGUUGCAUGCGGUGGUUUGGACAACAUGUGCUCCAUCUACAAUUUAAAGACACGGGAGGGAAACGUCCGGGUCAGCAGGGAGCUGGCCGCUCACACAGGUUAUCUUUCCUGCUGCAGAUUCUUGGAUGAUAACCAGAUUGUAACCAGCUCAGGAGACACCACCUGUGCUUUGUGGGAUAUCGAAACCGGGCAGCAGAAGACGGUGUUCGUGGGCCACACAGGAGACUGCAUGAGCCUGGCCGUGUCUCCCGACUUUAACCUCUUCGUUUCCGGGGCUUGUGACGCCACCGCCAAGCUGUGGGACGUGCGGGAGGGCGAGUGCAGACAGACGUUUACAGGGCACGAGUCAGACAUCAAUGCCAUCUGUUUCUUCCCUAGUGGUCAGGCCAUCUGCACAGGCUCCGAUGAUGCCACAUGCCGCUUGUUUGACCUGCGUGCUGACCAGGAGCUCAGCGUCUACUCUCAGGACAGCAUCAUCUGUGGCAUCACCUCAGUGGCGUUCUCCCGCAGUGGACGCCUCCUCCUGGCAGGCUACGACGACUUCAACUGCAACAUAUGGGAUUCCCUAAAAUGUGAAAGAGUUGGUGUGCUAUCUGGGCACGACAACCGCGUCAGCUGCCUCGGCGUCACCGCGGAUGGGAUGGCGGUCGCUACAGGAUCGUGGGAUAGUUUCCUCAAAAUCUGGAACUGAAUUUUUGCAAGAUACUUCAUGCAGCAGAGACAGGGGCUCCUAAACUCACCUCCUUCAACCCUCUAUUUAUCAGUUUCCUUGAAUAUACCAAAAUUAGCAUCUUAUCCCCCAAGUGCAGAGCUGCACCAGCACCCCCCCCCCCCCCCCCCCUCUCCCGAUGCCAGGCACCUGCUUGGAUUUGCUAUGCGACUCUUACACAACACUGCCACCCAGUGGCUGCUGUACACACUGCAUCCAGAGCACUGCUCCUCAAGGCAGCUGAUCCCUGGAACCAAACCCUACCCCACACCCCUCCCCCCACAGCAGCUGUUACCCCCCCAAAUAAAUCCGUCUUGAUCAGACCCUUCCACCACCCCCAUACCCACUUUUGUUCUCAACUCCUGCUGCAAACAAUGUUGACAUCUGUGUGCACAUCUAAUUUAUUUUACUGACGCCUCCCCCUUUUCUGUCACUUUUUUCAAACAGGUUUGUGUUUUAUAGAAAGAGGAAAAUAAAAUCUAUUUUAGGUCA